AGGGCUGCCAUGACAACGCUACAACGACACCAAGAAGACCAAUAGAAAAGGGAAACAAAAUGUUUCAAUGCUACACUCAACGGCGGAUUUAGGGGGGAGAUAUUAUGAGGCUGGUGUCAUUAGGCGAUAGCCAUUGAAUCAUUCAAUCUUUUUUACUGGCCGUAUUUUUUCGGUUUCACCUUUUUCUCGAUAAUUUUCUUUAUCUCUCAGGUCAUUUCCAUGGUUUUCAGAUCCCCUUUAGAGCUUUAUCCCUCCCAUUUCUUCCUGCCAAACUUCGCUGAUCGCCCAGUGCUCCUGGCGAACAGCGCUCCCACCACCAGGUCUCCAGAAGACUUGUCCAUGUUUCAGCUACCGACCCUCAACUUCUCCCCGGAGCAGGUGGCGAGCGUCUGCGAGACGCUGGAGGAGACCGGGGACAUCGAGCGGCUGGGCCGUUUCCUCUGGUCGCUGCCUGUGGCUCCGGGAGCGUGCGAAGCGAUCAACAAGCACGAGUCCAUCCUGCGCGCCCGGGCCGUGGUGGCGUUCCACACGGGGAAUUUCAGAGACCUCUACCACAUCCUGGAGAACCACAAGUUCACCAAGGACUCGCACGGCAAACUGCAAGCCAUGUGGCUGGAAGCACACUACCAGGAGGCCGAGAAGCUCCGCGGUCGUCCCCUCGGACCGGUCGAUAAGUACCGGGUGCGGAAGAAGUUUCCGCUGCCUCGGACCAUCUGGGACGGCGAGCAGAAGACGCACUGUUUCAAAGAGAGGACACGGAGCCUGCUGAGGGAGUGGUACCUUCAGGACCCGUAUCCAAACCCCAGCAAGAAAAGGGAACUGGCUCAAGCCACUGGACUCACUCCUACACAGGUCGGAAACUGGUUUAAAAAUCGGAGGCAACGAGACAGAGCCGCGGCGGCCAAAAACAGGCUCCAACACCAAGCAAUAGGACCGAGCGGUAUGAGGUCCCUGUCAGAGGCCGGCCUCACCCCUCACAGCUCGGCAGAGUCGCCAUCAACCGCGGCCAGUCCGACCACCAGCGUUUCCAGUAUGGCAGAGAGAGUUGAUACUGGGACGUCCAUCCUGUCCGUCACAUCCAGCGACUCGGAGUGCGAUGUAUGAUACGCGGGGGAAAGAAAAAACACACACACACACACACACAAAAACAAACAAAAAGAGAAAUAU
This is a messenger RNA of Cyclopterus lumpus (lumpfish), 1167 nucleotides long. RefSeq names its product SIX homeobox 3a (gene six3a). Gene Ontology annotation, molecular function: DNA-binding transcription factor activity, RNA polymerase II-specific; RNA polymerase II cis-regulatory region sequence-specific DNA binding. The transcript has 2 exons. NCBI's taxonomy places the organism in Eukaryota, Metazoa, Chordata, Actinopteri, Perciformes, Cyclopteridae. Gene Ontology annotation, biological process: eye development; regulation of transcription by RNA polymerase II; brain development. Gene Ontology annotation, cellular component: transcription regulator complex; nucleus. The record is from RefSeq and is a predicted model, not a curated record. Bases 220 to 1104 code for a protein of 294 amino acids.